AUGGAUCCGGUCCUGGUGUUGGUGCUCUGUCUCUCCAUUUGGCUUCUCUUUUCACUCUGGACACAGAGCCAUGGGAAAGGGAAGCUCCCGCCUGGCCCCACUCCUCUCCCAAUUAUUGGAAAUAGCCUGCAGAUAGAUUUGAAGAAUAUCAGCAAAUCUUUAAGCAAUUUGUCAAAAGCCUAUGGCCCCGUGUUCACUCUGUAUUUUGGCAUGAAGCCCACAGUGGUGUUGCAUGGGUAUGAAGCAGUGAAGGAAGCCUUGAUAGAUCGUGGAGAAGAGUUUUCUGGAAGAGGCAGAUUCCCAAUGGGUGAAAAAACGAAUAACAAAGUUGGACUCAUUUUCAGCAACGGAAAGACAUGGAAAGAAAUUCGGCGCUUCUCUCUCAUGACCCUGCGGAAUUUUGGGAUGGGGAAGAGGAGCAUUGAGGACCGCGUUCAGGAGGAAGCCUGCUCCCUAGUGGAGGAGUUGAGAAAAACCAAGGCCUCCCCCUGUGAUCCCACUUUCAUCCUGGGAUGUGCCCCCUGCAAUGUGAUCUGCUCCAUUAUUUUCCAGAAUCGUUUUGAUUAUAAAGAUCAGGAUCUUCUUAACCUGAUGAAAAAAUUAAAUGAAAACAUCAGUAUUCUGAGCUCCCCAUGGAUCCAGAUCUGCAAUAGUUUUCCUCUGCUCAUUGAUUAUUUCCCAGGGAGUCAUAACAAAGUACUUAAUAAUAUUGCUUAUUUAAAAAGCUUUACUUUGGAGAAAAUAAAAGAACAUCAAGAAUCUGUGGACAUUAACAAUCCUCGGGACUUCAUUGAUUGCUUCCUCAUCAAAAUGGAACAGGAGAAGCACAAUAAACAGUCUGAAUUCACUAUUGAAAGCUUGGCAGGCAUAAUAAGUGACCUGUUUGGAGCUGGGACAGAAACAACAAGCACCACCCUUAGAUACGGACUCCUGCUUUUGAUGAAGUACCCUGAGGUCACAGCUAAAGUCCAGGAAGAGAUUGACCGUGUGGUUGGCAAACACCGAAACCCCACCAUGCAGGACAGGGGCAGCAUGCCCUACACAGAUGCUGUGCUACAUGAGAUCCAGAGAUACAUUGAUCUCGUCCCCACCAACCUGCCUCAUGCAGUGACCCAGGAUGUUAAAUUCAGAAACUACCUCAUUCCCAAGGGCACAGUCAUACUAACAUCACUGACUUCUGUGCUUCACAACAAAAAAGAAUUCCCCAACCCAGAGACAUUUGACCCUCAUCACUUUCUCGAUGAGAAUGGCAAAUUUAAGAAGAGUGACUACUUCAUGGCUUUCUCAGCAGGAAAACGUGUUUGUGUGGGAGAGAGCCUGGCCCGCAUGGAGCUGUUUUUAUUCCUGACAAACAUUUUACAGAAAUUUACCUUGAAGCCUCUGAUUGACCCAAAGGACAUCGACAUCACCCCAGUUAACAAUGGGCUUGCUUCUGUGCCACCCCCCUAUCAACUCUGCUUCAUCCCUGUGUGA
Orycteropus afer afer is the source of this 1473-nucleotide messenger RNA. Its product is annotated as cytochrome P450 2C19-like. The transcript is spliced from 9 exons. Gene Ontology annotation, biological process: xenobiotic metabolic process. Gene Ontology annotation, cellular component: cytoplasm; intracellular membrane-bounded organelle. Lineage: Eukaryota; Metazoa; Chordata; Mammalia; Tubulidentata; Orycteropodidae. Gene Ontology annotation, molecular function: heme binding; iron ion binding; oxidoreductase activity, acting on paired donors, with incorporation or reduction of molecular oxygen, reduced flavin or flavoprotein as one donor, and incorporation of one atom of oxygen. The record is from RefSeq and is a predicted model, not a curated record. Bases 1 to 1473 code for a protein of 490 amino acids.